GGUUUGGGAUGACGACGCCUGUGACAAUUGCAGGGAAGGUGUUCCUUAUUUUUUAUGGACUUCUAGGCUGUGCUGCCACUAUCCUCUUCUUUAACCUCUUCCUGGAGCGCAUCAUCACUCUGCUGGCUGUAGUGAUGAAGGCCGUGAGGGAAAGGAGAAUCAGGAACAGCGGUCUCCUUCCGCCAGGGAUCCGGCAUGACUUCUCGGCCUACUCUCUGCCGGGAUGGAAGCCCUCCGUCUACCACGUGAUGCUGAUUCUGGGACUGUCGGCCAUUACCAUCUCCUGCUGCGCGUCGGCCAUGUACAGCCCAGUGGAGGGCUGGGCCUACUUAGAUUCGCUCUACUUCUGCUUCGUCACCUUCAGCACCAUUGGCUUCGGAGACUUCGUCAGCAGCCAGGAUGCCGCUUACGAAUACCAAAGCCUCUACAGGGUGGCCAACUUCUUCUUCAUGUUAAUGGGUGUCUGCUGCAUCUACUCGCUCUUCAACGUCAUUUCCAUCGUCAUCAAGCAGGUGCUCAACUGGAUGCUGGAGAAAAUGAGCUGUUUGUUUUGCCAACGUUGCAAUAAGGCCAACGCCUUCCUGGGGAGGCGAAAUGCCAUCCGCCCGGGCUCCAGGGGUCGCAAGGGUCGCUUCAACCAUCAGCCAGAAUCAGACGGGCCUUGCGAUAGUGACACUGAGGGACGGAGACUAUCAGGGGAAAUGAUCUCCAUGAAGGACCUGGCGGCAUCGAACAAGGUGUCGCUGGCGAUCAUGCAGAAGCAGCUGUCUGAGUCUGCCAAUGGAUACCCCAGGACGGUCUGCGGCAGCUCCCGCCAUAACGGCUUCUCUGGGGGGGUCGGGGCGCUCGGCAUCAUGAACAACAGACUGGCUGAGACGAGUAACUCAAGGUAGAACGCACAGAGAGGCGGAAAACAAAGCAUUCACGCUCCUCUCAAGCCACACUGCAGAACGUUGACAUGCUAAUGAAAGGAUAACUUGUUAUGCAUGAGAUAUAUCGUCUUUACUCCUGACUGGGAUUACAAACCUGCGGUGAGGAUGGCGGCAUGAAGAGAGAAUCACAGAGUUGAUCUUAAAGCAUGGCGACCCUAUUCUAGACCUAAAGCCCUGAAAUAAAACAAAUCACUAAAGAGCUUGGCUGGAAUCCCUUGGUGCAAUCGUUCAGCUCGUCAGACUUUUUAUGGCUGAAUCAUUGAGCUGAACAGAAGCCAAGUGAAGCAAACUGCACAGUUUUUACUGUCUUGGGGUGUUGCCAGGUCAUUUGAAUGUACAUAUUGGAUGCUGACGAAAACAAGUAUAACCACUGAAUGAUAUAGCACAUACUGAUCUAUGCAUUACACUUCUCAUGCAUUUUUGCACCAUUUCUCAACCUUCCAUAUUUUUCUCCCCUACCACAUCCUUUUGGUGAUGAUUGAUUUCUUUUCCGGGGGCCAACAGUGAAAAGUAGACUUUCACCGCAUGGCCGUGAUGUAGCUGAUUAAAACAGGGUUGUAGCACAGGAUGCCUUUCCAGUGCUACACCAACUGGAUACAAAGGGUUAUUUCCUCUCUCUGAAGAUGGAAGAAACAUGAUGAAUGAAAAUCUAUUUCAUGUUAGAGAGGGACUGGCUUUCUUAUCAGCUAUAAGCACAUGCUUGAGUGGCCGUGGACAUUGACUUGUCGGGUAAAAGAAGGCACCAUCCAAAUCUUUCUUUCUCUCUGCCAUAUGUGUUAGGCUUAACAGUGAGGAUGAUAACAAGUUUUAGUGUUUAAAUAGUUAUUGAUUGCAAUAUCUUUGCAAAACAGAAUAAAUGAGAAAACAUACCGAACAUAGGUUGAAGACGUUGAGGAGAUACAUUCAAGUGCAAAAGCUUGGUCAUAAAUUUGUUUCUGAUUUCAAAAAGUUGCAGAUUCAGUGCCUUGUAAACGUACUCUUACCGCACGAAAAGUUUAUUAUAUUACGACCACAAACUUCAAUGUAUUUUGUCGGGAUUUUAUGUGAUUGACCACAGCAGUGCACACCUGCAAAGCACAAAGAAGCCUUUUCAAAUGAAAACUGUUCAGUUCCCUUUAUUUGACCAGGUCAGGAAUAAAGUUAUGAAGAAGUUUAAAGCAGCGAUAGAUUAUAAAUCAUAGGAAGCUCUGUUCUAACCCAUCAUCUGAAAGUUGGAAUUAGUAUUAAUCGAAGAGAGCAUUAAUCAGAGACAUCCGAGGUAACUCUUGAGGAGAAUCUGUUCACAAGACAAACUAUCAGCAGUGCCCUUCAGAAAUCUAGUCUUUUAUGUUUGAGUAGCAAAAGAAAACUUUCUGGAAGAAAAUCUGAAAUAAAUCCUGUUUGCAGUUUGCCAGAAGCAAGAGAGCAAACAUCUAAAACAAACCUCUGCAACUCCACUCCUCAAGAGCCGCUGUUCUGCAACUUUUGGAUACAUUCCUGCUCCAAAACACCUGAAUCAAAAGGCUGAAAUACAUCCUUGGUAUGUCAGAAAGUUUUGCGAAAGCUACAGUCACUAAUCAUUCAUUGUAUUUUGUGUUAUUGUAGCAGGGAUGUUGUGGCACUCGAAGACAGUGCUGUGGUGAAAUGAGACUAAGAUUUAGCUUUUUGGCCUUUAAGCAAAAUGGGAGACUUAUCACCGUAAACAUGGUGUCCCAUGGUGAUACAUGGUGGUGGCAGUGUCAUGCUGUGAAGAUGUUUUUCCUUAAGCAGGUUCAACAGAUCAUGGUGGAGGUAAAACCAGGGCAAACCUGGAAGUGAACUUGUGAAAGGCAGCAAAACAAGCGAGACUGCUUCACUUUGCAGAAGGACAAAUUUAAACAUACAAUAAGAUUGUUUAGAUCAAAUCAUAUGCAUGUCUUAGAGUGACCUAGUCAAAGUCCAGUAUUCUUCAUGAGUCAGAAGAAACAUAGAACAAUGUCAUUUUUCCUACACUUUCACUAAUGCACUGCUUUGUGUCUGCGUAUCUGCGUAGAGAUCAAUAAUGUUUGUGCUUUUAAUUUGAAAACAGUUUUAAGGGAUGUGAAUAUUUUUGCAAGGCAUUGUACAAAUUAGAAAAAUACUCACCUUCAUUUAUUUGAGGUGACGGAUCACUUCAGAGGUUGUCAGCUAAAACAAAAGUCACAU
Poecilia latipinna (sailfin molly) is the source of this 3095-nucleotide messenger RNA. RefSeq names its product potassium channel, subfamily K, member 12. Gene Ontology annotation, cellular component: plasma membrane. The annotation marks the transcript as partial. The transcript has a single exon. Gene Ontology annotation, biological process: stabilization of membrane potential; potassium ion transmembrane transport. NCBI's taxonomy places the organism in Eukaryota, Metazoa, Chordata, Actinopteri, Cyprinodontiformes, Poeciliidae. The record is from RefSeq and is a predicted model, not a curated record. Gene Ontology annotation, molecular function: potassium ion leak channel activity; outward rectifier potassium channel activity.